Molecule: messenger RNA, 5257 nt
Organism: Diabrotica balteata
Lineage: Eukaryota; Metazoa; Arthropoda; Insecta; Coleoptera; Chrysomelidae
Source: the annotation of a GenBank genome assembly
GCUUUUAAAAAUCAAUUAAAAGAGGUUAGACGUUAUAUUGGCAUUUUGGUCUUUACUGCGUUUUUAUAUAAUUUUUUCAAAUUACUAGAUCUAAAUAUUAAUUAAUACAGUUACUGUUUAUAUAUGACGACAUAAAAAUUGGGCUCAAAUAAAAAUAGAAAAAUUAAAAUUGCCGUUGAUUGAAGUUUGGUGGGGGAACUUAUUCAAAUCAGACAUUUUGGUUGGGCCAAUCUGUUUUUAUUCCAACAUUUUGGAGAGGUAGGUAUAAACAAUGAAUGAAUCAUAAAUUAAAUCUAGAUCACUGUCAGACAAAUACUGGUUUAUUUUAUUUUUAAAUUUGAUCAAGCCUAAACAACCAUGGAAGAUGAAGAAUAUAAGAAAUUGCCCGUUGACGAGAAAUGUGUACACAAGUUGUGGAAAGCCAGAGUUAAUGGAUAUGAAGAAGUUACCAAGUUAUUUAGACAGAUUGAUGAUGAGAAAUCUCCAGAAUUUAGCAAAUACCUAGGUUUAGUCAAGAAAUUUGUUGUUGAUAGCAAUGCUAUGGGCCAGGAGAAAGGUCUGGAAGCUACUUUAGCCUAUGUGGAAAAUUAUGCACACGCUGGUAAAACUGUCUCAGAAGUCAUGUCAGGAGUGGUUACAAAAUGUAUGGCAGCACCCAAAACAAAAACAAGGGAGCUUGCUCUGCAAUUAACGUUAAUGUAUGUUGAGAUUGAAAAACAUGAAGCUGUGGAGGAGGAACUUAUUAAAGGUAUGGAGUUGAAAAAUCCAAAAAUUGUAACAGCAUGCGUAAAUGCUGUGACUGUUGCUCUCAGAGAAUUUGGGUCCAAAAUUAUAAAUGUAAAACCACUCUUAAAAAAGAUCAGUGUGCUUCUAGCUGAUAGAGAUAAGGCUGUUAGAGAUGAAACAAAGAUGAUGAUUGUAGAAAUGUAUAGAUGGAUUGGUGGAGCACUUAGGCCUCAAUUACAAGCUGCCAGUUUACAGCCUGUGCAAAUUACAGAAUUAGAAGCAGAAUUUUCAAAAAUUGAAGGUCAGAAGGCUGUGCCAACCAGAUAUAUCAGGUCCCAACAAGCUAAACAGGCUAAAUUAGCAGAACAAAUCGCUGAAGCAGCUGGUGAAGAAGAGGAGGAGGAGGAAGAUGUAGUCCAGGAUAUUGACCCUUAUGAAUUGGCCACACCUGUGGAAAUCUUGUCUAAACUACCCAAAGAUUUUUAUGAAAAAAUUGAAGCUAAAAAAUGGCAGGAGAGGAAAGAAGCUCUAGAAAUAGUUGAGAAUCUGGUUAAAACUCCCAAGUUGGAAAAUGGAGAUUAUGGUGAUUUAGUUCGAGCUCUUAAAAAGGUAGUACAAAAGGACAGUAACGUAGUAUGCGUGGCCAUAGCCGGUCGAUGUAUCGCAGGGCUUGCCAGCGGCUUAAAAAAGAAAUUCCAGACGUACGCUGGAUUCUGCAUUCCAGCGAUCUUGGAAAAAUUCAAAGAGAAAAAACAAAACGUCCUUACGGCAUUGAGGGACGCCAUCGACGCUGUGUAUUUAACGACAAAUCUUGAAGCGAUAUUAGAAGAUGUUGUGGAAGCCCUUAACAAUAAGAACCCCUCGGUUAAAAUGGAAACAUCACUGUUCUUGGCAAGAGCAUUUACAAAAACAGUUUCCACUACCGUUAAUAAAAAAUUACUCAAAGCUCUAACAGGUGUAUUAACCAAAACGAUAAAUGAAUCAGAUCCAGCUGUCAGAGAAGCAUCUGCAGAAGCCUUAGGAACGCUAAUGAAGCUGGUAGGAGAAAAAACGAUCGGUCCAUUUUUGGUUGAAUUAGAAAAAGACAAUCUAAAAAUGACGAAGAUCAAAGAGUUCUGUGAUAAUGCGGUCAUUGUUGUUAAAGCUCCUGGAGCAAAGAAGGAACGACCAGCCGCAGCUUCUGCUAAACCGGCACCUGCCAAAACGGCUAAACCAGAGGCAAAAAAACCUGCUGUAACAGCAAAGAAGAAACCAGAAAUAUCUUCAGGUACAGCCACAGUGGUUAGAUCAAAAGGGCCUAAAGGUUUAUCGAAAUCUGCAUCACAAAAUGUUGAAAGAGAACUAGCCGAUGAAGAAGCUGAGGGAAUUGUUAGCGAUGUCAUAUCGGCUAGUGUGGUGUCGGACAUUGGCAGCACCAACUGGAAAGCAAGAUUGGCAGCUGCAGAACAACUUUUAACAGAAAUAAAAGGCUUAAACUCUCCCUCGGUACCAACUCAAGCGAUCGUAAAAUUCCUCGCCAAGAAGCCCGGUCUUAAGGAUACCAACGUCCAAGUACUAAAAGCUAAAAUAGAAGUCAUCAAAUACUUAGCCGAAAAUACGAAAUUCACAAUAACGACAGCCAGCUGUUGCGUGCCAGACAUGUCAGAAAAGUUUUCGGAUGCCAAGAACAGUGCCGCCGUCGCUGAGACGCUAAGCGCCAUAGCGGAGGCCACUACCUUUGGACAAGUAUCCGAUAUGGUUCUAGAUUUUGCCUUUGGACAAAAAAGUCCCAAAGUUCAGCAGGAGGCUUUAAGUUGGUUGUCUGGAGCUAUCAAGGAAUUUGGAUUUUCCAAUUUGAACGUCAAAUUUCUAAUCGACAACUGCAAGAAAGCUUUAAGCUCCACGAAUCCAGCAGUAAGGCAAACGGCCGUCUCGUUGUUAGGAAUUAUGUACCUAUACAUGGGUGCAACUCUAAACGUAUUUUUCGAAAACGAAAAGCCGGCACUGCGAGAUCAAAUCAACGCUGAAUGUGAUAAGUAUGAAGGCGAGAAGCCUCCUCCCCCAACAAGAGGUGUGGUGAAGUCAGCAAGCUCAGACAGUCUAGAUGUCGUAGAAGACGACGAGCCAGAACAAGUAAAUAUCCAAGAUCUCAUUCCCAGAGUGGACAUCAGCAAUCAGAUAACUGAUACUAUUCUAACAGAACUAAGCGAUAAGAACUGGAAAGUGCGAAAUGAGGCCGUGGCCAAAGUAGCAACGAUAAUUAGCGAAACUAAAUUCAUAAAAUCGAAUUUAGGCGAUUUGCCCCAAGCUUUAGGUGUCAGGUUAACAGAUAGCAACGUCAAAAUUGCUAUGUCGGCGUUAGCGCUUUGUGAAGCCAUUGCCAAGGCCAUGGGACCACCGUUUAAACAAUAUGUUAGGGCAUUCUUUCCGGGAGUAUUACAGGGUUUGGGAGAUAGCAAGGCCGCUUUGAGGGCUGCGGCAUUGGAGACUAUAAAUACUUUUACUGAGCAAUGUGGCUACAAGGAAUUUUUCGACGGUGAAAUGAUCGCAGAUGCGUUGAAGUCUGGUUCUCCCGCACUAAGAAUUGAACUUUGGAAUUGGCUGGCCGAAAAUGUUCCAAAAAUUCCCCCUAAACAGAUACCAAAAGAAGAGUUAGUCGUGUGUAUACCUCACCUUUACAGCAAUUUGGAGGAUAGAAACGCCGACGUUCGAAAAAAUGCACAGGAAGCAAUUUUAGGUAUUAUGAUACAUUUAGGGAUAUGAAAACAUGGUUAAACAAACCGAAAAAUUGAAACCCGGUUCCAAAACUGUCAUUGUGGCUGCAUUAGAAAAAGUGAGACCCAACUUACCAGUCAAACCAUUACCUACAAAGAAGCAGGCUCCAGAAAAAGAGGAUAAGGUGGUGAGAGGAACAAAACCUGUUGCUAAUGCUAAAAAUGCCGUCAAAUCUAAGUCUGCGAAUUCAGCGAAGGCUGCGCCAGCAGCAACUAGCCGCAAGAAAGAAGACGAUAUUGAUACUUCACCAUUGUUGGUUGUUAAUAAUUUGAAACACCAAAGAACCAUCGACGAACAGAAGUUAAAGGUUUUAAAGUGGAAUUUCACACAGCCGAGAGAAGAAUUCGUUGAUUUGCUAAAGGAUCAGAUGGCGGCAGCAAAUGUUAAUAAAACACUUAUGUCUAACAUGUUCCACUCGGAUUUCAGAUAUCACAUCAAAGCUCUGGAGUCGCUAACCGAUGAUUUAGCCGGCAACAGUCAAGCACUUAUGUCAAAUUUGGAUCUUAUACUAAAAUGGUUAACAUUGCGGUUUUUCGAUACCAAUCCUUCAGUUCUUCUGAAGGGCCUUGAGUAUUUACAAUUCGUUUUUAAUAUGCUCAUAGAUACAAAAUACCGAAUGCUGGAAAAUGAAGCGUCUGCGUUUAUUCCGUACCUCAUAAAUAAGAUAGGAGAUCCCAAAGAUUCGGUUAGGAAUGGCGUGAAAGCUUUGUUAAACCAACUAAAUAGACUGUUCCCUGUUAAUAAAUUAUCGACGUAUGUGAUGGAAGGAGUUAAAUCCAAAAACGCAAGACAAAGGGCUGAAUGUUUGGAAGUAAUGGGUGGUAUCAUUGAAGAUUUCGGCAUUACUGUGUGUAUGCCAACGCCCAUGGCUUGUCUUAAAGAAGUAGCUAAACAAAUUUCUGAUAGGGACAACUCCGUAAGAAAUGCCGCUCUUAACUGUGUACUGCAGGCCUAUAAUAUUGUUGGUGAAAAAGUUUAUAAAUUAGUUGGAAACAUAUCUGACAAGGAUAUGUCGUUGCUAGAGGAAAGAAUAAAACGAUCUAGUAGGAAGACUAUGGUUUUACCUAAAGCUGAACAUAAUUCCACGGUUGUAACAACUUUAAUAUCUCCUCAGAAGGAAAACACUCCACCUAAUAGAAAUUCUUUUGAUGCUACGCAUGUAGUAAACGAUAUAAAUAAUGAGAGUGAUCAAGAUGAGGAUAUAGAGGAAGAAAUGUUGCCACAAGUGAAUUUGCCACAAAUGAUUGUACCAGAACCGCCUAAGGAAAUUCAGGGACCGUUCAAAUUAGACCCAGAGUUCAUGAAAGAACUGGAAAGAACCAAACCUCCAAAGCCAGUGAAGCCUUCGUUGAAGUCAUACGACCUUGACUUCUUAAAUGAAGAAAUUAGGAUCCCGACCAUCGAAGAAGCGAGAGCCAAAGUACGAGCUGGAGCUGGAACACAGCCCGUAGAUUUUGGGGAAGCGGUUUCAAGAGUUGGUCUGGGUAAUUCUCCCAGUCCCAAAAAACAAGACCCAGUGAUCGAGAGAUUACUUAAACAGAUGGGUUCUACAAACCAUACUGCUGCGUUAGCGGGAAUGACCCAAUUGCAUGAAAUACUCACUCAAAUGAGGGGCAGCACGAUGAUUGACUAUGAAGAUGACUUCAUGAAUACAAUAAUUCUCCAGUUUAAACAAUUGCAAGGUUUACCACUUACUCCAGAUUCCUUCGCAAUAAAGAUAUAUAGAAAUUUACUCACUAUCAUAGACGCUGUAAGUAAAUCUAAUAGAUUAUUUUAA